GACACUCACACAGAUGAUAGUUUAUUGCUUAAAUUUGAACCAUCUUUUGAAUGAUCUCGUUCAUUUUAUUUAUUGAUAGUUAUUACCUUUAAAUUGUUUGUAUUAUUUUAAUUUUUUUGUUCACUAUGGAACAGUUAGAUAGAGUCCCAUGUAUUCAAGUUAAUUCAACCAAUAUUAUUGCGUGUUGGCCUCAUCUUAUGAAAGCCAUUGAACAGUCACAUUUUUUAGCUAUUGAUUUGGAACUCAGUGGAUUAGGUGACAAAAAGAAACUCAUCUUGAAAGAUAUUGAAGAAAGAUAUAAAGCGAUUGGUGAAGUCGCCAAAACUAGGAGUAUAUUAUCUGUGGGUCUGUCAUUUUUCCGAUAUAACCGUAAAUUGAUUAAUGGCUCUGACCAGACAGAUUGGAGAAACAAAGAUGAGUUCUGUGAUUGGAAUUUCAAAGUUAUUAACUUUGAACUAUUAACUUUGUGCAAUGAAGAAAGUGUGUUGGAAGAUGAGUCAAGAUCAUUUCUUGUUUCCCAUGGAUUCGAUUUUGACGCUCAGACUUCAAUUGGUCUUCAAUACUUGAGAGCAGAUCAGGAAUUGAAUCCUGAUGUUCCUUCAAUUAGAAAUCUUUUCCAUCAAUUGGUCAACAAGAAAGUACCAUUAGUUCUGCAUAAUGGAUUGCUUGAUCUAAUCUUUAUUUAUCACAAUUUUUUAGCCAAUCUUCCACCUAAACUACCUACUUUUGUCGCAGAUCUUGAUAAAUUAUUUCCAAAAGGUAUUUUCGAUACAAAAUAUGUGGCAGAACACAAUUUUAAGUCGAAAGGUUCAUAUUUGGAAUAUUUAUUUUACCAAAGACAACGUCGCAAUCUAGAGAGGAGAGUUGCGAACAAGCCUUUUAUUUCCAUCAGUUUUGGCUCAGAUGAUUCCAUUCGCGAUUUCGUUGUAGAGAGGUCUAUGAAAAGUAUCAUUCUCGGAGAUAAGCCAGAAGGAUUGAAAAUUUGUGAUGACUAUCGACAACAUGGUUGGUGUAAAAAAGGAGCUUCAUGUCAAAAAUCUCAUGACAUAGAUUUCAUCCUGGAUGAUGAAGAUUUUUACAAGGAACCUAGUAAAACUAGGAAAAGGAUUUUAGCUAAAAUGAAUUUAAUAAAUUCGCCUAAAAAUGAUGUGGAAAUGGGCGAAGUCGGUGACUCAAUAGAGAUAAAGGAACAUAUUAAUGGCCAAGUGAAAUCUGGUAUUCAUCGGUCAGGAUAUGACGCUUUUAUGACUGGAUAUUGUUUUGCCACUUUUAUCAAUGAGCUUUCAAAACAGAAACCGGGUAAAAGUGGUAAGCUUAACUUUUCAACCAGUGAAAUGUUGAAACUUAACAACAAAAUAUUUUUGACCGGUAAAAAGGAUCCCCUACAAAUUCGUUAUAGCCAAUAUUCCAAGCCAAGUUCAAACAUCAGCAAGCUAAUUACUGAAACAAUGAGCCCUGAAAUCACCAAGGAAUGCGGUAUCAUCGAUCCAGAGAAAGUUGAUGGUUCAAAUUCAGUUACAUCAGAGGAAAGUAAAUCUCUCAAUUCAAGUGGUAUAUCCGACUGCGAUUUGAUAGUUACUUCAGAAACUGAUGAAAUUUCUGAUUCCUUAGAUGGAACUAAUGGCACGGAAAGUAUUGAUGAAGAACAGUAGAAAAAUGCCGGAUUAAUAUUUUUUCGACCAAACUGGACAUUCGAAUGUUGAUUGUAUUAACUCAUUUCCUCUCACUGUUAUUCUGGAAAACCAAGCACUAUUCACCCGAAUCAUGAUAAAAGCACACUGUUUUAGCUGAUCUGUAAAUUUUCAAUUUUCAAUGCGAUAUUUUUGUUGCUAAUACAAUUCUCAUAAUCACCUAAAUUACAGACUAAAAUAUUCAUCGUUAAAUGUAUACACUUUUACGAGUAACAUUCCCCUUGCAAAUUUUAAAUUUGAACUUCAAAUAACUUAUUUUGUCAUCGCUAGUUUUAGUCCCACUUCACAACCCUUUUAUCUUUUUCAAUUAAUUUCUCUGUCAGUCGAGACUUAACUAUUGAUUGUUUAAACCCAAUAUUACCAAUUCACUUUAUCAAGUAUAAUUUUGGAAGACAUGCUACAGAUAAUGCUACUGUUAUCAAUGCCUGCAGAAUUUCGCUCAAUUAAAGUAAAAUCAUUUACUAUUCA
Messenger RNA from Tetranychus urticae (two-spotted spider mite), 2159 nucleotides. RefSeq names its product target of EGR1 protein 1. The record is from RefSeq and is a predicted model, not a curated record. Gene Ontology annotation, cellular component: Cajal body. Lineage: Eukaryota; Metazoa; Arthropoda; Arachnida; Trombidiformes; Tetranychidae. Gene Ontology annotation, molecular function: 3'-5'-RNA exonuclease activity; metal ion binding; snRNA binding. Gene Ontology annotation, biological process: snRNA 3'-end processing.